AUGUGCAUCGAAACACGGUAUAGAUAUCUUGGCUGUGGUCAUGGAUAUUCAAGGGGGGAUUUGGGGUUGAGAUUGAGAUCAAGUCCGAGAUUAGGUUUUGGUGGUGGUGGGACAAGUGGGAUUAUUUUUUGUAAGAGGGGUUUGAAUGGAAAGCUGAAUGGAAAGAGGGUGUUGGAUAUGGGGUAUGUUGGGAGAGAGGAGGAUGUGCAAGGGGAGGGUGAUGUGGUGGGGGAUGUAGAGGAGGGUGUGGUGGAGGAUGUGGUAGGAGAAAGAAGGGAAUGGGAAUGGAAAUGGGAGGAAUUACAGAUGAUACAGAUGAUACAGAGGGUAUGGUGGAUAGGGUGUGCGAGGAAGAAGGGGAGGGUUAGAUAUUGGGGAGGUGUUUGUGGGGUGUGUGAGGGAGUGGAUGUGGAUGUGGGUAUGGCGAGGAAAGAGACAGGUGGAAAAUUAUGCGGUUUGGAAGGGAGGAUGAGGAAUCGUGGUGUGAUGUGGAGGGGGAAUAGAGGUGGGAGGAAUCGUGGUGGGGGUAUGGGGAGGAGUGCAAGGUUUAAAGGGAAACGAGGGAAUGGAACUGAGAAUGUGAAUUAUAGAGUAGAGAAGGAAUGGAGGGGUAGAUAUUGGGAGAAAUGGUGGAUGAUACCUACAUACAGUGGCGGGGUCUAA
Molecule: messenger RNA, 663 nt
Organism: Sclerotinia borealis F-4128
Lineage: Eukaryota; Fungi; Ascomycota; Leotiomycetes; Helotiales; Sclerotiniaceae
Source: the annotation of a GenBank genome assembly